AAUCGUGGGUUACAACUGUGAAUUGCUGGAAUUAUAUUCUGGGAGAGGUGAAUGAGCAGGCAAAAGAGAUGAAGACACAUGUUAAUAUGGUGAAAGGAAGAGGUCCCAGCCGGGGGAACGGACAACAGGUUGUUUUUGAACUUAAACAACGUGUGGUUCUUGCACUGAACAAGCUUGCAGAUAGGGAUACUUACCAAAUUGGAGUUGAAGAGCUAGAGAAAAUAAUUGAAUGCUUAACCCCAGAUGGAGUCACUCCAUUUCUGUCUUGUAUAUUAGAUACGGACUCUGAGCAGAAAAGUUCUGUUCGUAAGGAAUCUAUCCGGCUGAUGGGCAUUCUGGCCAAUUUCCAUGAUAGUAUUGUUGUUCCACAUCUUGGGAAGAUGGUAGCCAGCAUUGUUAAGCGUCUCAAGGACUCAGAUACUGUUGUAAGAGAUGCGUGUGUGGAUACUGUUGGCAUUUUGGCUUCUAAAAUGAGCAGUGUUGCACGUGACAAUGAAAAUGAUGGAGUUUUUGUGGUGCUAGUGAGACCUAUUUUUGAAGCAUUGGGAGAGCAAAAUAAGCAUGUGCAAACUGGUUCGGCGCUGUGCUUGGCUCGGGUCAUAGACAGUAUUCAGAACCCUCCAGCUGUUAUUUUGCAGAAGAUGCUGGGUAAAACUGUCAAGCUGCUUAAGAAUCCACACUUCAUGGCAAAGCCAGCUGUUAUUGAAUUGAAUAGAAGCAUAAUUCAGGCUGGUGGUGCUAGUACACAUAGUGCUUUAUCAACUGCAAUGACUAGCAUUCAAGAAGGACUCAAGAACAGUGAUUGGGCAACAAGAAAAGCUGCAUGCGCAGCAUUAGGGGACAUUGCUUCAGUUGGUGGAGCAUUGUUCAGUGCUUUCAAAUCUUCCAGCAUCCGGACCCUUGAAUCCUGUCGAUUUGAUAAGGUGAAACCAGUCAGGGACUCGGCAUUGCAAGCUUUACACAUGUGGAAAAGGCUUCCUUGCCAUGGUACAUCUGAACCUUCCGAAGCAGGCUCUUCCAUAAAAGAAAAUCUGUAUAAAGAUGACUAUGGUGAUAUAACAAGUGCCAGUGAGUCAACACUGAAGGAUGUCACACCUAAGAAAUUUGGUUGUGACUCGGUUAAAAACAAGCUUCCCCUUUCUUUGAGAAAAGCAGGCCAUAACCAUGUUGAAAAGCCUCAGCAUUCCGGUGCUGAUGAGUGGCAUGUAGAAAUAGCAGUUCCAAAAACCCGUAAGAUCUUUAUGCCAGAAGUUAGGGAUGAAGAAUCAGAGGGUAGUUCUGUUACGAAGGCAUUUGAAAAAGGUGCUGGGACUAGAAGUUCUCAUGAUGUUGAAUAUGAGUAUGUGCACAUAGAUGACAAACAGGAAUGCUCUUCUGGGUCAAAUCUGUUUCCUGAUAACUUUCAACGCAAAGAAGUUGUGGGUUCUCAUGACGUAAUUGAUGAGGCCAGUUUGGGUACACCAUUGGGAACAAGUCGGCGUUCUGCAGUUGAAGAAAUCAGUAUUGAAGAACAACGGUAUUUUUCUGGAAUGCAGGACCGAAGAAGCUUAGAUUCAACUGUUACUGAUUUGAGUUCUCAAAAAUUGCAUGGCUGUUGUUCUCAAGUAGCCAAGGAAAUGUUAGCUGUCAGAAAGCAACUGUUAGACAUUGAAAAUAAGCAAUCCAAUUUACUGGAUUUAUUAAAGGAGUUCACAUCCAACAUUGUGGAUAACCUAUCAAUUAUGCAAAUAAAGGUAUCCAGUCUUGAAGGCAUGGUUGAUAGAAUGUCCAAGGAACUUUCUCAUGGGGGGAAAUUUCCUGAUCCAGCAACAACAAAAUUUAUGAAAAGAAGUCCUGCUGUUGCUUCGCCAAGACUCUCCACAUACACCCCAAGGCCAUCAGUUGAUAUACCUCAUAGGAAGUCUCCAUUACCACCCACCAAAGAAGUGGAGGUUCGGGGGGAUAGGACACUUGUGAAGAGCAGAUCUAGCAGUUUUAGAAAUCAAAAUCUAGACAUGUGGAUCGAUCCUGCUGCAAAACAAGGUGGAUAUUCUGUUGGAAAGGGCAUCCACCAAAAUAGUGGACAGGGAACACAUGGAGGACAAUUGAGGAGAAAUAAAGAUGUUAUUGGCAGAACUGCUACAACUAAUGACAAACAAAAUCACUUGGACGCCAAGAAUAACCUCUGGAGAGUUGUCAAAGGACAUCUGUUGGGUGCGGAUGUAGACUCUGCUUAUAUGGAAGCCCUUUAUUCUGGUGAUGAACUUCUUUUAUUUGAACUUGUUGAUACAACAGGGCCGGUUCUGGAGAAUUUAUCCCAAAAGACCGCAAAUGAUCUUUUGGCAACUUUGGCAUCAUACUUCUUUGAGCAAACAUAUGUGAAUAGCAUAAUUCCCUGGCUGCAACAGGUGGUGGAAUUGAGUUCUGUCCAUGGACCAGAUUAUAUUGUCCUCCCUACAAAUGCAAAGCGGGAAUUUCUUUCUGCAUUUCAGGAAAUGAUAAAGGGUGGAUAUUCUACCCCGGCAGAGAGAAAAUCUUUGAUGCAGUUGGCAAUGACGUUAAACCAGAUUUGGGGAAAAAAUGCACCAUAGCAUAUGCCAAAGAAAGUUGAAGUGAAUGGAUUUGCGGGGAAAUGAAUCUUGAUGUUUAGAAAGAGCUAUUCUUUUCUUUUAUCAACUUCUAGAGUGUCAAGACAGUUUCUGUUUUCAUGAAUCUGUGAUUUGUUUUUGUUCAUUUCUCAGUUUCCUUGACA
Molecule: messenger RNA, 2731 nt
Organism: Solanum verrucosum
Lineage: Eukaryota; Viridiplantae; Streptophyta; Magnoliopsida; Solanales; Solanaceae
Product: TORTIFOLIA1-like protein 2
Exons: 7
Coding region: 69-2570 (833 amino acids)
Cellular component (GO): microtubule
Molecular function (GO): microtubule binding
Source: RefSeq, a predicted model, not a curated record